Molecule: messenger RNA, 3180 nt
Organism: Macrosteles quadrilineatus (aster leafhopper)
Lineage: Eukaryota; Metazoa; Arthropoda; Insecta; Hemiptera; Cicadellidae
Product: transcriptional repressor scratch 1-like
Exons: 4
Coding region: 31-816 (261 amino acids)
Biological process (GO): regulation of DNA-templated transcription
Molecular function (GO): RNA polymerase II cis-regulatory region sequence-specific DNA binding; DNA-binding transcription factor activity, RNA polymerase II-specific
Source: RefSeq, a predicted model, not a curated record
ACAAAGUUAGUCUGUGCUUUAAACGAUAAAAUGAACCCCGAGAUGAAAUCGGUUUAUUCACUUUACAGACUAAACAAGUCUAAAGAAGAACAACUCAAAAGAUCUAGCUCAGAGAGCAGUGUCAGUGAGGCAGCCUACUCUCCGGGAGAAUGUGUCUAUCAGCCACCUCAACUAGUUCCAUGUCUACCAGUCGCGGCUGAUGUUCCUGAUGAUCUCUAUAAUCUCACCCAGCUUGCAGAAGUCAGCCUAGCUGCCGCCGCUGGACAUGUAUUUAGACCAACCAAACCUGAGAAACCCGAGAAGGAAAAGGAGCGAGAGCACCACAGCUGUGGGGAUUGCGGCAAGACAUACAGCACCAGCAGCAACCUGGCCAGACACCGGCAGACACACAGGUCACUAGCAGACAAGAAGGCGCGGAGAUGUCCUCAUUGCGACAAAGUGUACGUAUCCAUGCCGGCCUUCAGCAUGCACGUGCGGACCCACAGUCAGGGGUGCAAAUGUUCCUUCUGUGGCAAGUGCUUCUCCAGGCCGUGGCUGCUUCAGGGACACAUCCGCACACAUACAGGUGAAAAGCCGUUCAAGUGCCCAGUGUGCUGCAAAGCCUUCGCAGACAAGUCCAACCUCCGCGCCCAUGUCCAGACACAUUCCAACACCAAGCCACAUGUCUGCCCGAGGUGUGGGAAAGCCUUCGCUCUCAAGUCGUACCUUUACAAGCACGAGGAGUCGUCCUGUGUGCGAGGCAAGGCGGAGGAUGCCGCGUGUGACCUUACCUUGCGACCUCACUCGCACCCGCUGGGGCUCACCGUGGCUGCAUGACACGGCGUCUCAGAACGCGCAUUUCCAUACUACUAACGAUCACCUGCAGGAGUUAAAAAGUAAAUUUAAAGAUUCUUAGGCUUAGGUUUAAGCCGGCAAGCGUCCAAAUAUCUGUAUCUAUGUAUAAUCUUAGUUAUACAGUAUUAAAACAUACAUUUGUAUUAAAGUUCUGUUAGAGAUAUCAACAUUGAGAAAGGUGCAAAUAAAUCGGGUAUGUCUUUCUUAUAAGGUGUCUAAAUUUCAGCACCGUACACAGAAACACAGGAACAUCCAAAUGGUAACUUAUUAAAAAAUAUUAUUGUAUUUUGCAUUGGAUAAGUUUGCUGCUACAGGGAAGGGAAAUGUUUUAAAAUCGAAAUUUAAUAUACAAAAAUAAAUAAAAUAGUAAUGGAUUAUUUAAAUUUUAUCGAAAUAGCCUACAUCCGUACACAAUAAAACCACGAUGAUUUUCUUUUUCUCAAUAAGAAUAAAUGAUAUUUUAAGUGCACUUUUAAUGUAUACAUUUUUUUCUCCAUUACCUGUAAUCGUACAACAACGCUUCAUUGCAAAAACUUGUUUUUAGUUCUUCACCGUGGUUUUGAAAAAAAAAUUUGACGUUUUUGUAUUUGUUGGAAAAAAAAUAAAAUUCUCAUUGUACGAUCUUGCUGGUUCACGAACAUAUUCAAGUUUAUCCAGGCCUACUUAUGCCGUUGUUUUUAUUUAUUUUUCUUUAUUCUUCAUAAUGAUUAUAGAGACUAAUAAUAAUACCGUAAAUGUUUCUAAAGAGAUUCCGGGUUUUUUAUAGAUCUUUAAUAUGUUUUGGAGAUUGUAGAGAACCCCUAGAACAAGACACCUGACUCUCCUGGAAAUAAUUCCCGUUAGCAACCUUGUUACUACUCGCAAAAUUCAUUAUGCAACUCUAUAAGCUUCGAGAUUCAGUUGGGUGUUCCAUUAUAUUUUGGAUUAUUUGAUUGACAUCGUGACUACUUUAGUUGAGUUGAGACUAUCCAAUGAUUAAAAAAGUUAUAUUUGAACAGCUAUUUGAUAGGGUUGAGUUGGCUGCAACCUUAUUUGUGUACAACCACGUGAAGUUCUUACAACAACGUAUUGUAUACGUUCCAUCGUCAAUAAAGAUGAUAAAUUCCUAGAUAAACUUCAAUGGUCAAAAUAGUUACUAAAAUGUAUAUAUAGUCAUAAUACUUUUUGUUAGUUGUCAGGAAUGUAAUCCUUUAAUCCAAACUUAUCAACGUGUUUAGCUAAGAGUCCCCGUGCGUUAUGAAACAGUUAUACAUUUGCCAUCAAACAUCAAAACAUUGACUAAGGAAAUAAAAGCUUUGUUUCCAUUGUCUGUGGUCAAAACUAUUGUCAAAAUUGUUAACGAAUUGUUUAUAAUCGUAGACUUCUAGUGAGAGUAGACUAGUUGUAGAAAUGUCCUGCCAAAUUCCUUACUAGUCUUAGGAUUGUAGAUUGUGUAUAAAAGUAUAAUUUAGGUUGCAUUAAUUUAUGUUAAUUUAAUUUUUUAUUUGUAUUUUAUUUUCUAAUCAUUCACUUAUAAUUUGUGUGAGUUUACUAACUAUUCACGCAUACCUUUGAAAUCAUUUAGUGAAAUUUUGUUUUAUAAACUAUUAGCAUUGACAAUAAUUUUCAAGAUUCAUGUAGGCUUAUUAUUUAAUCGGGAUGGAAAAUAUUCUUUGAUAAAUAUAACCUAAAAUUGAUUAUUGUCGACAAACUAAAAUACAGUAAUCAUGUGGUUGAUUAAAUAUUUUGUCACAGUGUAAGCCAUAAAUAACAUUUUAUGCGUAUACAGAGUUAGAAUUCAGUCAUAUUGCCUGUUGGGAGAUGACUCAGACAUUGAUACUAUUGAUACGUAGUCAAAAUACAGUAGAUAAUUCUGUGUUUAGGUCCUAAUUGCCAUUUCAAAACACGGUCAAACAGUUUAACGAAUUGUCAUAUUUCAUUAAAUGAUUUCAAAUUUGCAAUUUACUAAUUUUAUUUGUUUGAUAAAAACAAGGACGAGGUAUUCUAGUCGAUUACGAUCUUUUUGCAUUUUGUUUUAUGUUAAAUUAAGUUUUUUUUUUAAAGUUAGUAUUAUUUUUUCUUAAUUCACAAAAAAAAUUCAACUUCUUUAUUUAUUGUGUGUACAUACGGUAGUAAAUUUUGUGGUAAGUAUUCCAUCGUAGUAGUUUUACUACAACUAGUAGUAAUAGCAUUAGAAAUGUUGUACAUAUUAUUUGUAGAAUUUAUUGAUUUUUGGUUCAUUCGGGACCAAUUUACUAAUCAAUAUUUAAGUAGGUAUAAGUACAGUAGUGAUAAUUUUACACAGAGUUGGUUUUUUAAAUAUGGUGUCAAAUCCGCUGUAGCCCUUUAUUUUGUCUAAAUAAACGU